This is a messenger RNA of Pimephales promelas (fathead minnow), 6640 nucleotides long. It is a transcript of the gene ylpm1, whose product is annotated as YLP motif containing 1. Lineage: Eukaryota; Metazoa; Chordata; Actinopteri; Cypriniformes; Leuciscidae. Gene Ontology annotation, cellular component: nucleus. The record is from RefSeq and is a predicted model, not a curated record. Gene Ontology annotation, biological process: regulation of telomere maintenance.
GACGCUUGGGCGCAGGCGCAGUUGGGCACACGCACGCACGCACAAGCUCGACGAGGAAACAGCACUCAAACAAUAAUUAUUUAUGUAAGCGUUGUCUUUUUUGCACAUCUGCAAAGAUAAAAUCUUUUUUCUACUUCAUGAGAUAGUUACACUCUGUGUCUAUAUAACUGCGUUCGUAUUUUCAAAUUGUAGUAGUGAUAGUUUCGAAGGAACCGGCUUUAUGCGAUCAGGCGGCUAGGCCUCGCCUGGCCCGCAGUGUCUCGGAUCAAGCAUGCAUCCCUCCUGGGGAGGAUAUGGAGGGGGACCCCAACCUCCUCCACACUUCGGCCCGCGGCCUCAUCAGUUUAGGGGAGCUCAGCCCCCAUCAGCAGCUGCACCAGCACAAGCAGCAGCUGGGGGAGGAUUUGGGGGAUAUGGAGCUCCGUCGGUGCAAGCGUCAUCUAAUUUCUCUAGUUUACACGAACAGCAUUUACAACAAAUGCAGCAACUGCAGCAGCUUCAUCAGAAGCAGCUUCAGUCUGUGCUGCAUCACUCCGGCAACAACACCAGCAGCGGGCCUGCUCCGUACUGGCAGGCCGGCGGUGCACCACCCAACACUUUUCAGGAUCCCUCAACCCAGAGAGGUCCAGCCGGCCAGCCUCAGCCUCCUCCGCCGGAGGCGAAGCCUCCAGCGCCCGAGCCCACAUCAUCUUCCUUAUCUGCAGCUCCAGUACCACAGGUUAGCGAAACCAGUUCAUCGGUGGCGGAUGAAAAGCCAGACUUUUCGUCGAUGUCUCAGCAGGAGCAGCAGGAUUAUUGGUAUCAGCAGCACCGUCAAAAUUUGCAAAAGCUGAGAAAUGAGAAGGCGAUGCAGAAUCAAGGUUCAGCUAAUGGAGGCCAUGCUUCAGUUCCUCCUCCUCCAGUUGAACCCCCAAAGAGCACCCCUCCUCCACCACCUCCCAAAGAGGAACCCCCUCCUCCCCCACCACCUGAGGAAUCGAAGCCCAGUGGCAUCAAUGAGACAGGAGACCCUGCAGAAGCAGCACGUCUUCAGCAGCUACAGGCGGCAGCUGCCCAUUGGCAGCAUGUGCAGCAUCAAAGAGCCAGCCUUCAGUACCAGGCACUGAUGCAAGAGCAUGCUCAACUACAGCAGAUCCUGCAACAGUACCAACAGGUUAUUCAACAGCCUGCGCAUCUCCAGACUUUGCCCAUGGAAAUGCAGUUGCAACACUACGAAAUGCAGCAACAGCGAUUUUCUCCAUUGUACCAAGAAUGGGACAGGCACUUUAAUUUGUGGUUAGAACAGUUUCAGACAUACCCACACAAAGACCAGCUGCAGGAUUAUGAAGCCCAGUGGAGGCAAUGGCAAGAGCAAAUGAAUUCAACUUCAGCUCAUCUGCAAGAGAGAGUCACUACUCUAAGAGCUAUGCAGCCUCAGUAUGGAACAGGUCCUUCUUAUGGGAGCAUGAUGGGACCAUAUGGGCAGCAUAGACUUCCCGGACCAGAUGGAAACAUGCAUUUAGCCGGCCCAGGGCUUUCAUCUAUGCCUCCACCAAGUAACAUGGAUGCCAUGUCAAGACCACAGGGCCCACCGCCUUCUGGACCAGGUAUUCCACAGGGGCCAUCACCUGCAGAACCUUUUCCAUCGUCUGGUCCAGAUACUGUCUCUGAAACACAUGCUGGACCACAUGGGCCGGGGGCUGGACCACAUGGGCCGGGGCCUGGACAACAUGGGCCGGGGCCUGGACAACAUGGGCCGGGGCCUGGACAACAUGGGCCGGGGCCUGGACAACAUGGGCCGGGGCCUGGACAACAUGGGCCGGGGCCGGGACAACAUGGGCCGGGGCCGGGACAACAUGGGCCGGGGCCUGGACAACAUGGGCCGGGGCCUGGACAACAUGGGCCGGGACAACAUGGGCCGGGGCCUGGACAACAUGGGCCGGGGGCUGGACCACAUGGACAGGGGUUUCGACCACCUGGAUUGGGGGUCCGACCCCCUGGGCCUCAUGGAAGAUUUGAUGGCCCAAGGUUUGAAGGUCCCAGAGGCCCACGGUUUGAACAGCCACCCCAGCAACGGUUUAGCGGGCCACCCAGAUUUGACAGUGGCCAGCGAUUUAGUCAACCUCCCAGAGGUAAUCUUCAACACCCAGGGGCUCCAACAAGACUUGAUAACCCCCCUAGACAGAAUGCACCUACACGUUUUGAAAGACCCCAUAUACCCCCUCAACAACCAGGGCAUGGACAGCAAUCCAGUCCUGUACCUGGAAUUCAAACAAAGCAACAAUCAGCAAAACCCGAUGCACCACCAGUUCCUCCAACUCAAACAGGCCCAGAAAAACACAAAGAUCACUUAGAUCAAAAUAGCAAAAAAGAUGGUGCUUCCACUGGUCCUUCACUGACAGAUGAUUUACUGGACUCAGUGGAUGGAUUUUUUAUUCAGAGUGGACCCAUUCCUCAAACUAAGGAUACUAAAUCAGAGAAUACCAUUGCUGAUACUGCAAAGCAGGAUAAGCCAACAGAAGAUGCUUCUAAACCAUCCUUACCUACGGAAAGUCCAAACACCCCAAACAAGAAACCUCAGAAGUCUAGCUCACAACCUCCUAAAACCGUUCAUGCUGCAAAUGGGCCACCACAAAAUGCAAAGCCUCCUCAAAAUGAUAAGUUUAAACCUGAAACAAUUAAUGAGGCUACUAGGGGGCCACACAUGACGACUCAGACUGGUCCACCUCAGGCCACCCGAGGGAGAGGAAGGGGCCAAGGGCCAGUGCCUCUUCGGGGAAUGGGCCGUGCACGUGGUCGAGGGCAGUAUGGGGGACAAGUGGCUGAUCCCAAUUGCCAGAGAGAAAUUAUGCAGGAGGAUCCCUAUGACCAUCAGGAAACCGAUGACACAAGGCAUGAAGAGGACCAGGAUUUGGUUUGGAGAGAUCCCUCUUUAGAUGGUCCUGGAGAAUUAGAGGACCAAGAAGCACCCCUUGAGAUGUGGCAUCCAGAGGAAGAACACUUCCCAGAAGAGUAUCCAGAGAGCACUCCUCCAGGUGAACACUGGGAAGAAGAACAACAAGAUUAUUGGGAGGAAGAAGAUCCAUACUGGGCAGAGAGAAGACCUCCAAUGCGUGCUAGACCUCCCUUUCCUCCAGGAGGUCCCAGAAGGCCCCCUUUCAAUCCACGAUUUAUGCUUCAUGGUCCAAGGCGCCCCCCUCCUCCUGGAAGUUUGCAACACAACCUACAUGGACCUCCUCACAUGGGACCACGUGGGGGAAUGGUACCACGAUUCAGACGCGGUGUAGGCCCAUGGGGACCACCACCCCACCAUGACAUGAUGGAGCGAGACAUGAGACGGCCACCACCACCUCAUGAAAUCUUGGCAAGGGAACCAGCUGGAUCUCUUGAAUAUGAUGAAGAAAUAGACAGAGAACCUGGAUGGCCUCGUCCACGUGGUCGAGGGCUGAGGCGUCCUCCUUUACCCCCCCAAGAAAUGGGCAGAGGGAUGAGAAGACCACCUAUGAGGCCCCCAAUGCCAAUGGAGAGGUGGCGUGUCCCACCACCCCAUGAAGAAGGAAAUUAUGAUGAGGAAUACCCAUAUGGUGAAGAAGAUGAUGCACCCAGAAGGCCUAUUCAUGAUUAUCAUCCAGAUUAUGAGCAAGACGAUGACUAUUAUGGUUCUCGUGACGAAUGGGGCAGGGAGAAACCUGACCGAGAGUAUCCUCCGCAUCUUCGCCCAGAGGUCAUUAGAGAGGAUCCUUGGUUAGAGGGAAGAGAAAAAUCAUUCCCAUUUGAGGAAGAGGAUCGAUAUAGAGAGGAACGAAGACGACCUUGUUACCCUGAUGAUCCGCCUUAUCAAGAACGAGAUAGGGAUCCUUCAUUUCACUCUCAUCCUGAUUGGGAAAGGCCACCACCCCUGCCUCCACCAGAGAGAGGUUACGCUCAUUCAGUUGGUGAAACGAAGCCCCAAUAUGAACAUAACCCAGAACCACUAGCUGGCAUGCCUGCACCUCAUGCCCCGGAGACCCCACUUGAACAGUCUUCACCUACUGCAAAUACAGCUGUACUUGCUCUUUCUCAAAGGCAGCAUGAGAUCAUUCUAAAAGCUGCUCAGGAGUUGAAAAUGAUAAGAGAGCUCCAGGAAAGCCAGAAGUCUUUGGGAGAUGCUCCCAACCCUGAUUCAACUGGGUUGCCUACAGAACUUCCUCCUGGAAUUCUUGGAUUGGAAAUUACACCCGAGGUUAAAAGUGCUCUGCAGGCUGCCAAUUUAUUGUCAGAAACGGGACAGAUCUUGGAAGCUGGUUUAGCCCCUUCAAAUCAAUCUACAGACUUUCUUCAUUCUUCAGCACCUGUUCCUACUGCCACAUUCAUUGCUAAAACAGUGGACUAUGGGCAUGGCCGUGAUCCAGGUGCAACAGUGGAAAGGAUAUCUUAUGGAGAGAGGAUUGUGUUGAGGCCUGCCCCACCGCCAUCUGAGCGGCUGUAUGAGAAAGAACUGCUUGGCCCUAGAGACCCUUACUAUGACAGAAGAAGUGACCCAUAUGGUGGUGCCAGAGAUUAUGACAGGGAUUGGGAGAGAGAUCCAUAUAGGGAGAAGCCAGCACUGGACUAUGAGAGAGACCGAUAUGAAAGGGACCGUUACCUACGAGAUGAACGACCUCCACUUGGGCCUCGUCCAGGACACCGAGACAGAGAAAGAGAUCACCCAAGCCGCUCGAGCAGGGACCGUGAGGUUUAUAGCCGAUCAAGCUAUGAGAGGUCUUCCUAUGAAAGGAGUCUUGAGCAUUAUGACCAUGGAUCCUCAAGCUAUGGAAGUGAUCGGAGGAGCUAUCCAGAUGAGCGCCCCCCACCCUCCACAUCACUGCCCCCUCCUGCACCUGUUGCCCCUCCUCGUGUGGAGAAGAAACCAGAGAUAAAGAAUGCCGAGGACAUCCUCAAACACCCAGGACGAUCAACUCGACCUGACAGGAUCGUAGUCAUCAUGCGUGGACUACCUGGAAGUGGCAAAAGUCAUGUGGCAAAACUUAUUAGGGACAAAGAGGUUGAAUGUGGAGGUGCACCACCCAGAGUGCUUGGCCUGGACGAUUAUUUUAUGACUGAAGUGGAAAAAGUUGAGAAGGACCCUGACACUGGGAAGCGCGUCAAGAACAAGGUGCUCGAAUAUGAAUAUGAACCGGAGAUGGAAGAUACAUAUCGAAACAGUAUGUUGAAGACAUUUAAGAAAACACUGGAUGAUGGAUUUUUUCCCUUCAUAAUCCUGGAUGCCAUUAAUGAUAAAGUGAAGUACUUUGACCAGUUCUGGAGUGCUGCUAAGACAAAAGGUUUCGAGGUGUACUUGGCUGAAAUCACCACUGAUCACCAAACAUGUACAAAGAGAAACAUACAUGGGCGAAUACUAAAGGAUAUUACGAAGCUGGCCAGUGGCUGGGAGUCUGCACCACCCCACAUGAUACGGCUAGAUACCAGGUCUCUACUGCAGGAUGCGGCAAUUGAAGAUGUGGAGAUGGAAGACUUCAACCCAUCUGAAGAAGAACCAAAGGCUGAAGUGAAAAAGGAGGAUGACGACGAGACGGAUAUGGGUGAUUAACAUGACGACAGCAGCCUGGUUUUUAAGGAGGUUGUGCAGUAUCCUGACGUUGCACUACUUUAAAGGGAUUAAUCACACAAAUUUAAAAAUAUAGAUCUUUUUACAUCGUUUACUUAUUCUCAUAUCGUUCCAAGCCGUCCCAAGUGACUUCCUUCCUAAUGUGAAACACUAAAAGAGAAAUUUGGAGUAAUGUGCUGGCCCAUCUUCUCAUAAUAAAAGAGAAUGUGGAAUAAUUAAAUAACUCAUAGCAAGCCAUAAAAUGACUAGUGCUGCACAUUUCAAGUCUUAUGAUACAAGGAACAGUGAUAAUUAUUGUAUGUCAAUCUUGUUCUCCACUGUCUGCAUCUAUCCAUUUUAAACAUGACACUUUUAGAUGCUAUGCUACAUCUAUGACAUCUCUAAUUAUUUUUCAAUUCUAAUGGAUUCCUGGACAUGAUGGAAAAACAUGAGAUGGGAGGAAAACACAUAUUUCAAUGGUUUUAGCUCUUUCAGAAGUAUUACGUUCCCCCGAGCAACUUUGUUUUUUCCUCAAGCCUCACAUUACACCACACACUUUUUUUGUGAGUGAUCACGCAGUUUCACAAGAGCACAAACGUUUUUCUCUCUCUCUCUUUCUUUUUUUUCAUCACCAUGUCCCUUUAGGGUAUUCAUAUUAUAAGUAAACCAUGACUUAAAAUGGGAUGUUACUUGCACAAAGAUGUGUGACUUUUGAGGACUUGGAAUGUAGUGCCCAAGUCCAAUUUUAUAGCACCAAUCUUGAUUUCUCGGUUUCUAUUCUUUUGGUACUGGCUGUAAUUUCAUUCAUUUACAUCAUGUGGGGAAAAUGGCCGGCACAUUCUUCGACAUUUACGUGUUCUACAUGUGGUUUUGGAACGACAUGAGGGGCAAGUAAAUGAUUUUUUGAGUGAACUAUGCCUUUAAGUCUCAAUGUCUUGUAACUGCUGAACAGAUGCCCUGGACAGCAUGGAGCUCAGGUAAGCCUUUUUUUCAUACUAUGCAUUAAUAAAGAUAUGAUUACCACUUCUUUCUUUUUAUUUUUGGAGAUUUUAAUACAAUAUCUAUCAUUUAAAAUAAAGUUGAUUUCUCAUUCAA